Anisakis simplex (herring worm) is the source of this 1581-nucleotide messenger RNA. NCBI's taxonomy places the organism in Eukaryota, Metazoa, Nematoda, Chromadorea, Rhabditida, Anisakidae. The record is from the annotation of a GenBank genome assembly.
AUGUGUUCAGCUUCAGGGAUAGCUUGUUCAAACGAGGGGGAACGGGUUGAUGUAGCAAAAUUGACACGGGGAAUGGUUACAUCGCCCUGCUAUCAAUGCGUUUGCAAGGGUGGUGAAGUGGAAUGUGUUCGUGAGAAGUGCAAUUCAACAGAUGAUUGUCCAGUGGUUGAAUCGCCUCUUGAAGGAUCAUGUUGUCCGAAAUGUUUAACAUGUUUAUAUCUGGGUGUUGUUCGACAAAAUGAUGAACGUUGGAUUAGUUCACAAGACUCAUGCACACAGAUCGCAUGCAAAGCUGGUGUAAUAACAAGUUGGCGUAUACAGUGCGUUUCUGAAUGUCCGCAAGCACGUCGCAUCACUGGCUUUUGCUGUCGUUUGUGUGCGAAACCAAUUCAAACAGAUGAUCCGUGCAUCACGUGUGAUUUCGUACUUGGUCAAUGGUAUCACUGUUAUCGAGUUGCAUGUCCCGUACUUGACUGUCCCCUUUCUGAGCAUCGAACCCUACCAAAUAAAUGUUGUGCAGAAUGCAAAACGUAUCGCGUCUCUGAUACAGUUGUCAAGGCUGCCAACGAUCUACCAAAACUGUACUGUUCAUUUCGUGGUGGACGAUUCAGAGUUGAAGAAGUGUUUCGUACAGAUCCAUGUACCAGAUGCAUUUGUCAGCAAGGCGGUAUUUUUUGUCGAAGAUUCGCAUGCCCUUAUACGCAAUGUGAUGCAUCACGAAGUUUCUAUCGAGAGAAUGUUUGUUGUUCAUUUUGUCACAUUAAAGCUCGUCGCUGUCGAAUUCUUUCACCAAAUGGCACAAUUAAUUACGUACAGCAUGGUCAUCAAUGGAGAACAACGGAAUGCACGGAAUGUUCAUGUGAUAAUGGACGAAUUAUAUGUGCAAAGGAGAAAUGUAGAUGGAAAGGUAAAUGUCCUCGAGGGAGGCGAUUGAAGAAGGUCGAUGGAUCCUGUUGUCAUGAUUGUGAAUUGAGAGAAGGUACAUGUACGGUAUUCGGUGAUCCCCACUAUAUAACGUUUGAUCGUUUAGGAUACUCAUUCCAAGGUUCUUGCAGUUAUGUUUUAGCUCAGGAAUGUGCAUUGAGAGGUGAUGUGCCAGAAUUCAUUAUUAUCGCUCAUAAUGGUGGUCGUUAUAUGGCCGCGUGGACACGUCGUAUUUCAGUUCUUGUAUCACUGCAUAACGGCUCUUUUUUUGCCAUUCACUUAUUACCGAAUAAGGUUGUUCGUGAACGCGGUCGUACAGUUCAGUUACCGUAUAUUCGUCUUGAAGACUGGCCCGAAUAUAGAGUUGCUGAGGACCCGAGUAAAGGUCAUGUGGUGUUGUCGUUGAAUGUGAUCGGUGUUAAAGUGAUAUGGGAUGGUGAAUCAUUUGCCGAAGUGAUACUGUCAAAGAAGCAUCAAUCAAAGGUAUGCGGUUUGUGUGGCAACUUCAAUGGAAAUCCCGAUGAUGACCUCUGGCCUCAAUAUGGUAGCUCAGUGAGUUCAACAGUUGAUGAAUUUGCACAAUCUUGGCGUUAUGGUACGAAGUGUGCAUCUGACAACAAUCUUCUCUUCCUCAAUAACAACAGAAAAAAAGAGUGA